Messenger RNA from Durio zibethinus, 3362 nucleotides. RefSeq names its product PLC-like phosphodiesterases superfamily protein. NCBI's taxonomy places the organism in Eukaryota, Viridiplantae, Streptophyta, Magnoliopsida, Malvales, Malvaceae. Gene Ontology annotation, molecular function: phosphoric diester hydrolase activity. Gene Ontology annotation, biological process: lipid metabolic process. The record is from RefSeq and is a predicted model, not a curated record.
GGUAAAAUUUCUCCGGGGAAGGUGGAUGGAUGAUUCAUUCUAGUUCUAAUAAAAAAAAAAAGUUUCGAGGAAAGUGCAUAUGGGGUGAUAUUUAUUAUUUUACAAAGACAUUUGUCAAGUUUUAAGUGAGAUUUAUUCGGUACCGAUCAUACACGUAAGUGUCUCAUUCGUGGUAUAUUCUUUACCUUUCAGCUUGCUAAUCCAGAUUAGAUGAUUAACCCCUACCAACUAAAGCACAGCUAUUUCAAGUAGGCGUUUAAAAUUGUUACUUGCUUCCUUGAACACUUGCUACAUAUUGUUUUACCAAAAAAAAAGAAAGGCCUCAGUGUAACAGCAGCCGAAGUCCAAACUAAUCGUCUACAUCUUCAACAUCUGGCACCCCAAACGAAACAAAGCACCAUAUAUUUCAAACAAUGCUCAGAAAGUGCACUUCCCUCAGCAGAGGCAGCCUGCCCCACCACGUGAGGGACACUGCCAGUAUAAGCCUCCACAGUGGGGCAAUGCCCAAUUUUAAAGCGGAAAAUGUAAUAAUUUGGCAAGUUAAACUUUUUUGAUAACGACAAGACAGUCCAAAUCAACUAAUCUGUAACCUAUUUAUUCCUGAACGACAUCGUGUUUGCAAAGUAAAAAGCUUGACAAAAAAGUGAAGAAAUCACCUCAAAAUAAGAGAAAAAUUAAAGGUAUAAUAAAGCCCGCGUUAAGCAUCCAAAAACCUUUGUCAUUUGUCACCGUCACAUCCAGAGUAAAAUGUUCUCUUUAGUCUUUAGUUUUUAUUUAUGGUAGCUGUCGAUGAUUUCUUAGGCUUCUCUCUCUAUCUCUCUCUCUUCUGCUCAUGUUUUUUUGCUUCCUCGGGUUCUGCAUAAGCAGAAGCGAAAUACAAAUAAUGUUGGCCCGUUUCACGGACCACCGUAGCUUAUGCAGAGCCACUGCAAUUGGGUACUUGUUUCUGUUACUCUUCUCUUUCUUCAUCAGCAUUUCUACUUCUUGUUCUAAUGGAAACUGCCAGAUUCUGGAUUCAUGUUCACUGGCUACAGAUUGUGGUCCAGGUCUUUAUUGUGGAAACUGCCCUGCUUUGGGCAAGACUCAACCUUACUGUAUCAGAGGCCAAGCUACCAUACCCACUUCUGUUAUUGGUGGAUUGCCUUUCAACAAGUAUUCAUGGUUGGUGACCCACAAUUCAUUCAGCAUAGUGGAUGCACCACCUUUGCCAGGUGUUCAAAGAUUGACAUUUUACAAUCAAGAAGACACUGUUACUAAUCAGUUGAUGAACGGAGUGAGGGGGCUGAUGUUGGACAUGUACGAUUUUGAAGGUGAUAUUUGGCUCUGCCAUUCAUUCCGGGGGCAAUGUUUCAACUUCACUGCCUUUCAACCUGCAAUUAACACCUUGAGGGAAGUGGAAGCAUUCUUGAGUCAGAAUCCAACGGAGAUUGUAACCAUUAUAAUUGAGGAUUAUGUGCAUACACCAAAAGGAUUGACUAAGCUUUUCACAAAUGCUGGUUUGGACAAGUAUUGGUUUCCUGUGUCCAAGAUGCCAAAAAAGGGUGAUGAUUGGCCUACUGUGAAUGAAAUGGUGCAAGCAAAUCACAGGCUUUUGGUUUUUACUUCAGUUGCUUCGAAGGAAGCAGAGGAAGGAAUAGCUUAUCAAUGGAAGUAUAUGUUGGAAAAUGAAGCUGGAGAUCCAGGGGUAAAGGCAGGCUCAUGUCCAAACAGAAAAGAAUCACGGCCACUUAAUUCAAAAAGUGCCUCCCUUUUCCUUAUGAAUUACUUUCCAACUUACCCAGUUGAAGAUGAAGCUUGCAAAGAGCAUUCAACACAACUUGCCGACAUGAUUGGCACCUGCUACAAAGCAGCGGGGAAUAUGAUGCCAAACUUUUUGGCAGUCAACUUUUACAUGAGGAGUGAUGGAGGAGGUGUUUUUUAUGAUCUGGAUAGCAUGAAUGGCCAGAGAUUAUGUGGAUGUAGUACUAUUGCAGCCUGCCAGGCUGGAGCACCCUUCGGAUCUUGCAAGAAUAUUUCUAUACCUACUCCAAGUCCGGUGACCAAUACUGGUGGAAGCUUUUCUGGAUCUGUUCAGUUCUCAAGAUCUGCUUCAACGGUCUAUCAUCCUAAUCACUUGAUUGUUGGGUUGCUUUCUUUUCCAUGGAUAAUGCUUUUAUUUUGACUAGAAUAGAUAAUUUUCAGGAUAGCAUCUACACUUUUAGGGGGGCUUAUAAAAUGUCUGUACGUAAAUUUUGGAGUCGAGGAUUAGUAUACUGCAUCCCUGCCUUAUUGGGUGAAGGUCAAGGAAUGCUUGUCAUGGUUAUAGACUUUGAUUACAAUUAAAAAUCUCUUUAGAUUCUUCUGUUAAGGCAAAAUCAAAUGGUUGUACUGGAAGCUGAGUUAGAUACAAACCAAGAGAGAACUGGAAUGUACUGAGUACAGUUCAGGUAUGCAAUUUGCUUCACUAUAGUAUGAUUCAUAUGGUUAGGUGCAUGAUUAAGUUCCACUAUGUUAUUUGUCUGAUAAAUUGCUAUCCAUUAGAUAUGAGCUUUAUUGUACCUUAUCAAGUUUCCUUUAUCAAUUAAUUUAGAGAUCCAUAUUACCAUAAGCUUUUAUUAAUCACUUUUCGUACCAUAAUCUUUUCUUGUCAUGAAAGAACCAAUAACAGACAGUGUAAAAAUUAUGGCAACAAAGUAAAGAACCUCCUCCAGGUAUUAGGAUUACUCAUAACUUCUGACUGUUGCUAUUGAGCUUGAUAACUGUAGCACAACUGAUGCCCGCAAUUCUUUGUUGCAUAGAGACGAAUGUUGCACUUAGAAAUGGCAUUAAUAAGACCCUGGCACUAGUUUCACUUUAUAUAUGCUUUGACUUCGAUAUUAUUCUUACUAAAAUCUUUUCUUGUCAUGAAAGAACCAAUAACAGACAGUGUAAAAAUUAUGGCAACAAAGUAAAGAACCUCCUCCAGGUAUUAGGAUUACUCUUAACUUCCGACUGUUCUGCUGUUGAACUUGAUAACUGUAGCACAACUGCUGCCAGCAAUUCUUUGUUGCAUAGAGACGAAUGUUGCUCUUAGAAAUGGCAUUAAUAAGACCCUGGCACUAGUUUCAUAUUAAUAUAUGCUUUGACUUCGAUAUUACUCCUAAAAUACUUGAACAUCGUAGGAAAUAUAUGCUUCUAUUUUAGGCAGUGAUGUUAGGCUUAGGUGCUUAGCAGAUCUUUCCGCACCUUCUUUUUUUUUUUUUUUCUUUUUUGUGGUUUCAGCAGCUCUUCCCAAACAUGCUUCUCCUGCCCCUUCGUUUAAAUUGGGUACCCUGGCUCAUACAGACAUCAUCUCGGACCCACAAGGCUUCCACCGAAAAAGAGAAAGGUUUUGAAAGAUUUAA